Lampris incognitus (smalleye Pacific opah) is the source of this 3611-nucleotide messenger RNA. It is a transcript of the gene bysl, whose product is annotated as bystin-like. The transcript has 7 exons. Lineage: Eukaryota; Metazoa; Chordata; Actinopteri; Lampriformes; Lampridae. Gene Ontology annotation, biological process: rRNA processing. The record is from RefSeq and is a predicted model, not a curated record. Gene Ontology annotation, molecular function: snoRNA binding. Gene Ontology annotation, cellular component: cytoplasm; nucleolus; preribosome, small subunit precursor. Bases 123 to 1439 code for a protein of 438 amino acids.
UGUUCACCGACCAUUACUUGUUCCUGUCUUUUUACCCAAAUUCGCAGAUCGGACAGGGGGUUUUGACACAUGCCAACGUUACAUCUGUUGACGACCCAGUGACCCCUUGUACAGCCGCAGCCAUGCCGAAAGCGAAAAGAUCAAAAGGCGGAGGUGGGGGCGACAAGAGUGGAGGAAACGUUGCGUUAGCCGACCAAAUUCUGCUCGGGGACGCGAUUCGAGUCCGUGGCCGAGCCAAGAGCAGGGACAGACGGGGGGAGGAUGAGAACGAGUACGUGGACGAACGUCUGUCGAGGAAAAUUCUGGAGCAGGCGCGAAUUCAGCAAGAGGAGCUCCAGACGGAAUAUGGCCUGGCACCGGAGACCAAGAAGACGCCGGUCACGGUUCUGGGGUCAGAUACUCAGGAUGCAGACUCUGAUGAAGAAUGGCCAGCGCUGGGAGAAGCUGGUGCUGGUUAUGAGGAUGCGGGCUGUGAAAAAGAUGUCGUGGUGAACCCAGAGGAUGAGAAGGCCAUUGAAAUGUUCAUGAAUAAAAACCCUCCCAUGAGGCGGACCUUAGCAGACAUUAUCAUGGAGAAGAUCACAGAGAAGCAGACUGAGGUAGGAACAGUGAUGUCAGAGGUGUCUGGAAAACCAAUGCCCCAAUUAGACCCAAGGGUCAUUGAAGUAUACAGAGGCGUCCACAAGGUCCUGUCAAAAUAUCGCAGUGGUAAACUGCCAAAGGCUUUUAAGAUUAUCCCGGCUCUAUCAAACUGGGAGCAGGUUCUGUAUUUGACUGAGCCUGAGACCUGGACUGCAGCUGCCAUGUACCAAGCAACAAGAAUCUUCUCAUCCAACCUGAAAGAGCGAAUGGCCCAGCGCUUUUAUAAUUUGGUGCUGCUGCCCCGGAUAAGAGAUGAUAUUGCAGAAUACAAACGACUGAACUUCCAUCUUUACAAUGCCCUCAAGAAGGCCUUGUUUAAACCAGCGGCAUGGUUUAAAGGCAUACUGAUCCCGCUCUGUGAAUCUGGGACGUGCACCCUCAGAGAGGCCAUCAUCGUCGGCAGCAUACUCACAAGAUGCUCAAUCCCCGUGCUCCACUCCAGUGCCGCGAUGCUUAAAUUAGCAGAGAUGGAGUACAAUGGCGCCAAUAGCAUUUUCCUGCGUCUCUUACUGGACAAGAAAUAUGCCCUGCCAUUCCGCGUCUUGGAUGCACUGGUGGCUCACUUCCUGUCUUUCCGCAGUGAGAAACGCAUCCUUCCUGUUCUGUGGCACCAGAGUCUACUUACUCUGGCCCAGCGCUACAAAGCUGACCUGGCCUCUGAGCAGAAGACCGCUCUGCUGGAGCUGCUCAAGCUUCAGACGCAUCCGCAGAUUUCUGCAGAGAUCCGUCGCGAACUACAGAACUCUGAGUCGCGCGACACCGAAUCGACCCUUCCUGUUUCGAUGCCUAUGGACUGAGUACUUAGUAAUACACAAUAUCUUAAUUUUGAUGCAAACACCUACGAUUUGUCCUGCAGACCAAGGGCUGUGUAGACAUUUUUAAGAAAUCUACCCAUCUUCAUUUUGUUGGUACUCCCUGUCGAAGCAGUCGAGGAUGGCAGGUAUUCAUUACAACACCCGUUUUCUGGUUCUCAGUGUGGGUGAGAUGACCUCUUCAGUAAAGCAAAUGAAGAGCAAAAAUGGUGUACAUCUUUCAUUCUGUGACGCGCUGAACUAUUUUGAUGCUACUGUUUGGAUGCGUUUCACAUGUUCCCCAAUUGAGCACACAUGACAAUUGAUGUUUUUUGCAUGCAAUUUGACUCAUGAACGACUAAAUCCUUGUGGUGCAACAAAUGAACGGUAUUUGGAUAUAAAAGAUGUGUUCAAGCAGCUGUGUUGAGAGACGUUUUUCCAAUCCGUUGGUUGUAAUUUGGGGCCUGUCAUUGAUGGUUUCAUACUACCACCGUCUGGACAAAUUAACGGCGCCCCCCUGGGGUCAGCUGAGGGGGAAAAAACAGACCCAUGUGUAAAUCUCUACCCCCGUUUUCGAAAGUUGUGUGCACGGCUUAUAAACCGUGGUCUUGGAUUCCUAAUCCGUGCCCGCAGGUUUGUAAACUCUGCACCCGGGUUUGCAAUCCGUGCAUUCAUUCACAGACUCGAAUCUACCAGAUUGAACCCUAACCCUAACUGCAGUAAAAGUCUUUGCACUAUCAACACUAUGUCAAAUUAAAAUUAGGUGAAUGACAGUAAAUAACUCUACAAAUCAGGAUAUUUCAAGCAAAACAUACAACCCUGUUUGACACGUUACUCACAUAGGGUCACUGAACAGCGCCAUCUUGGCUAGUUACAACAUGGUUGAGCUACCCUGUCAGUUUUGAAAUGAUACGACAGUCCGUUGAAAUCUCCAUUGACUUCAAAUUCGUCCGGUGCAGGACGAAAAAAGUUAAACCAUCAUCCACUGGUGGACGAUUCAAUAGAUUAAUUUUCGUUAAUAUCAGAACGAAAUCUUGUGAUAUCAUGGGUCUCUAUGUCUGGCCAGCUGAGAGUGCAGGGAGCGUCUAAAAAGUGCAACACCAAAAAGAUAUGCUGCAAAAACGUUAAAUAACGUCACGGUGUAGUGUCCCUGAAGUCAUGUCACACAUCAGUUGUCUCUUGUUGGUUAUACUACUAUACUCAGCUUGGAAAAGUGUGCGUUUGUAUAAUUUUUUCUGUAUGAGUGAAGUUAUUGAAUAUUCUUUUCCAAUAAAAUUCCCCAAAAUUACGCAAAAGCCCAUUUUUCUGAACUGAGUGUUCAGAGGAGUGUUUUUUAGGGGACACUACAAUGUAUAAUACUGAAGUUACUGAAUAUUUUUUACUAUCUCUUGUUGGUGUUUGGCCUUCUUAGAUGCUCCCUGCGCACCGGUCUCACAGGUCGUUUGUUCAACUUGGAGGACGGCUCCUUUUGGUGACAGUUAGGUUGUAGCUCGUUGUCUGUUUUACUACGGAUUCCUAAUUCCAGGCUGCAGAUUACAAAUCCAUGUGGAUUAUUAAUUUAUUGGUAACACUAUAUACUACACAAAUGAAGCAUUAGUUAAGUAUUGGUAACUACUGAAGUCAUGCUUUGUAAGGCUUUUGUAAAGCAAGACAUGCAGCAGUGGUUAGUGUGGUAAUAGAUGUUUUAGAAAUACUUAUUAAUACUGCAAUUCAUGAUUGUACAUCUAAAUAGUUUGUUAAUCAUGUACUUACACUUUCUAAAGAAUUUUAUGAUCCUCUAGACUUUUGUGAGUCUCAGGGUACUGCUGGCCUUUCGGUCUCAUUUGUAAAUGCUUUGUAAGGCAUAGAUAGUCCCCACUUUAUACAAAAUACUUAACAACUAGUAACUACCUGAAUUAAUCAUGGACUGCAGUAGUAAUAAGUAUUUAUAAAACAUCUAUUAACACACUCACUAACCACUGGUGCAUGUCUUUGCUUACUAAUGCUUUACAAAUGAUGAAUUCAGUAGUUACUAAUACUUAACUAAUGCUUCAUUUAUGUAGUUGUUAUAAAGUGUUACCAAUUUAUUAAUUCUAGGGCACGGAUUAUGAGUCCGAGAGCACCGUGCGCACAAAUUGCUAAGCCGAGUAUUGGGGGGGUGCUCUGUAUAAAUUCAAUAAAAUGUGUUUCUUCUGUUGA